Gossypium arboreum is the source of this 656-nucleotide messenger RNA. RefSeq names its product germin-like protein 9-3. The transcript has a single exon. Bases 36 to 656 code for a protein of 206 amino acids. NCBI's taxonomy places the organism in Eukaryota, Viridiplantae, Streptophyta, Magnoliopsida, Malvales, Malvaceae. Gene Ontology annotation, cellular component: cell wall. The record is from RefSeq and is a predicted model, not a curated record. Gene Ontology annotation, molecular function: manganese ion binding.
UCCGGGCAGGCACCACAUUCCCUAGUUUUUCUAACAUGGCUUCAAGGAUUUCCACCAUGAAAUUGCUUUCCCUUGUGUUAUCUUCAUUUGUCAUUGUCCAAAUAGCCCUGGCUGGUGAUCCUGAUAUUCUUUCUGAUUUUUUAGCCCCUAACCAAAACAACGUUGAUGGAAGCUUCUUCACGUACACAGGGAUGCGAGUCCUCGUCAACCAAAGCACCUUCCCUGCAAAUUUCACGAUCCUGAAAGCUAGCAUGGUGGAAUUCCCAGCACUAAAUGGUCAAAGUGUGUCCUACGCCGUUCUUCAAUACCCUGCAAGCUCUCUCAACCCUCCACACACUCAUCCUCGUGCAGCCGAGCUGCUUUUCCUCGUUGAUGGGAGCCUGGAAGUUGGUUUUGUCGACACAACGAACAAGCUUUUCACUCAGAGUCUACAAGCCGGCGACAUGUUUAUCUUCCCUAAAGGGUUAGUGCACUAUCAGUACAAUGCGGAUCCCAAUAACCCAGCUAUCGCGAUUUCUUCGUUUGGAAGUGCAAAUGCAGGAACCGUAUCGCUCCCUAAGACCCUUUUUGCCACCAACAUUGACGACACUAUAUUGGCUAAAUCCUUCAAAACCGAUGUUUCCACCAUUCAAGCUCUCAAGGCUGGUCUUGCAUGA